Messenger RNA from Lolium rigidum, 4394 nucleotides. Its product is annotated as protein Rf1, mitochondrial-like. The record is from RefSeq and is a predicted model, not a curated record. Gene Ontology annotation, molecular function: protein binding. NCBI's taxonomy places the organism in Eukaryota, Viridiplantae, Streptophyta, Magnoliopsida, Poales, Poaceae. The coding region runs from base 77 to 2557 and encodes 826 amino acids. The transcript has 3 exons.
UUCAUCCUCCUCCUCCACUAGCCAAUCUCCGGACUACGCCUGCGCCACUCAUCAUCCUCCACCCACCACCCCACUAAUGUCCCGAAUCCGCCUCCGCCACUGCGCCAGCACGCAGAUGUCGCGCCUCCGCCCCCUCCGUCACAGCUCCUCCUCCACCUCCACCUCCCGGUGCUUGAGAUCCUGGUCUCCGGCCGCCUCCUUUGCUGCAGCCACGGAGCGCGUCCGCGCCGGAACGCUCAGCCCGGAGGACGCACACAACCUGUUCGACGAAUUGCUGCGCCAAGCCACCCCGGUCCCCGAGCGCUCCCUCAACGACUUCCUUAUUGCACUCGCCCGUGCUCCGUCCUACGACGACCGCAGAAGCGGACCCGCUCUCGCAGUCGCUCUCUUCAACCGCGUGUGCCGAGAAGAUGCCGGCCCCCAGGUGAUGUCGCCCACAGUCUGCACCUACAACAUCAUCAUGGACUGCUGCUGCCGCGCACAUCGACCGGACCUUGGGCUUGCCUUAUUCGGCCGUGUCCUCAAAAUAGGUCUGAAGACAAACCAGAUCACCGCCAACACCUUCCUCAAGUGCUUCUGCGAUGCAAAACGGACAAAUGAGGCUGUGGACGUACUGCUUCAUAGGAUGUCUGAGCUUGGAUGUGUGCCUGACGUUAUCUCAUACAACAUAGUUCUGAAGAGGUUAUGUGAAGAUAGCAGGAGCCAGCAAGCACUUGACCUGCUCCAGACGAUGGCGAAACAAGGAGGUGUCUGUUCCCCCAACGUGGUGUCAUACAGCACGGUCAUCCAUGGCUUCUUUAGGGAGGGUGAAAUAGGCAAAGCAUGCAAUCUCUUCCAUGAAAUGGUGCAGCAAGGAGUUAAGCCCACUGUGGUGACAUACAGCUCAGUUAUUGAUGCGCUGUGCAAGGCCCGAGCAAUGGAUAAGGCAGAGCUGAUCCUUCGGCAGAUGGCCGGCAAUGGCGUUCAACCAAAUAAAGUGACAUACAAUUGCAUGAUCCAUGGAUAUUCCACAUCAGGGCGGUGGAAAGAGUCAACUAAUAUGUUCAGAGAAAUGACAAAACGGGGUCUGAUACCAGAUAUUGUUACUUGCAACUCGUUCAUGACCUCCCUUUGCAAGCAUGGAAGAAGCAAAGAAGCUGCAGAAAUUCUUUCUGCCAUGACUGCCAAGGGACAAAAACCUGAUAUCUUCUCAUACUCAAUAUUGCUUCAUGGGUAUGGCAAUGAAGGAUUUUUACUUGAUAUGAUUAAUCUCUUCAGUUCAAUGAAAAACAACGGUAUUGUGCCCAACUGCCAUGUUUUCAACAUAUUAAUAGGUGCGUAUGCUAAAUGUGGAGUGAUGGAUGAAGCUAUGCUCAUAUUUGCCGAAAUGCGGGAACAAGGAGUGACUCCAAAUGUAGUCACCUAUUUAACUGUAAUAGCAGCACUUUGUAGGAUGGGUAGACUGGCCGAUGCUAUGGACAAAUUCAGUGAGAUGAUUGCUGUGGGAAUACAACCUGACAAUGCUGUUUAUCGGUCCCUAAUUCAGGGUUGUUGUAUACAUGGUGAUCUGGUUAAAGCUAAAGAGUUGGUUUCUCAAAUGAUGAACAAAGGUAUCCCUCGUCCUAACAUCGUGUUCUUCAAUUCAGUAAUAAACAGUCUAUGCAAAGAAGGGAGGGUUAUGGAUGCACAAGAUAUAUUUGAACUUGUUAUACACAUUGGUGAGAGGCCGCAUAUCAUUACUUUUAGCUCACUGAUUGAUGGGUAUGUCUUAGUCGGCAAGAUGGAUAAAGCACUCGGAGUACUUGAUGCCAUGUUCUCAGCAGGUGUUGAGCCUGAUGUUGUUACAUAUAACACACUUGUGAAUGGCUAUUUUAAAAAUGGAAGGGUCGAUGAUGCUUUGGCUCUAUUCGCAGAAAUGCUGCAUAAGAGAGUUAAACCUACAACUGUUACAUAUAACAGCAUACUGGAUGGGUUAUUUCGUGCUGGUAGAACUGAUGCCGCGAAGAAAAGGCUCAGUGAGAUGAUCGAAAGUGGAAUAACAGUGAGCCUUUCCACGUACAGUAUAAUUCUAGGAGGACUUUGCAGAAAUGAUUACAAUGAAGAAGCAAUUCUCCUGUUCAAGAAAUUAGGUGCAAUGAAUAUGAAGGUCAAUAUCACAAUAGUCAAUACCAUGAUUAAUGCAUUGUACAAGGUUCGAAGAAGAGAAGAAGCCAACGACUUGUUUUCGGCAAUACCUGCCAUUGGGUUGGUACCUAAUGGUUCCACUUACGGAGUAAUGAUACAACAUCUUUUAAAAGAAGGAGCAGUGGAAGAAGCUGAUAUUAUGUUCGCAUCAAUGGAGAAGAGUGGUUGUGCUCCUAGCUCUCGUUUGUUAAAUUAUGUCAUCCGAAUCUUAUUGGAGAAAGGGGAGAUAGUCAAGGCUGGAAAUUAUAUGUCUAAAGUUGAUGGGAAGAGCAUCUCACUUGAAGCUUCAACUACUUCAUUGAUGCUGUCUCUCUUUUCAAAGAAUGGGAAAUAUCAGGAGGAGAUGAAAUUGCUCCCUGUAAAGUAUCAAUUUUUGACGGAUUUGAUUGAGUAGCUAAUACAUUGCACAUGAGACAAACUUCUCAGGUAGCACAACUGAGUUUCUGCUUCCAUAAAGCCCUCCUAUCCUGCAAGAACUGAUGUUCGAGGCUGCAACCUGACCUUCUCUGUUCAUUCCUUGGUCUUCACUGCUGGACAUGCCAUUGCAGACAAAAAACUGCACUCUCACAGGGCAGAGACGCCGCCAGCAGCCUUGGAUCGAUGCACCGCCUACUUCUCCCUGCUUCAGGCUCCUAUAUAUUCUUAAGACAACAGUCUCAUGGAUAACAGAUGAGUGAUAAGUCGACAAUGAGACCGAUGUAUCAUCUGUUCAUGAGGUGAAACCACCAUCGUGGGACUUUUUGUCUCUUACCCGUGAGUAUGCUUGAAAUUUCUACCUGGAUACAUUGUAUUACUGAACAGUUCCUCUAGAUAAAUUACCCGCGAGAGUGUCGGUUUUGCUGCAUCUGCAGCGUUUGCAUAGCCUGAUGGUCAGCCUAAACUAAACAAAUAGUUUUAUGUGCUUAAAUUCUCAUUGAGAAUACUAGGUUUGCUGUCAAGUUGGAAAGCUUGCUAAUUUGUGCAAAUUCGAUAUUAAGAAACGACGAUGAGCUUUUCUUAUAGCAUAAUGCAAGUAGAAUUUAUGAUUCAGCGGUACUUACUCUCAUAUGGCACCCUAAAACUCUGGCAUGCUGGAAUGGUGUCUGCAAUACAUAUAAAAAUAAAUUAGCAAGGGUCCUUUGUUAGAUAUCUCAUAUCUGUCGAUUUUGCCUUUACAGUUAGAAUUUUUCUAUAUUUGGAUUAUGAGCGUACAUGAUGCUCUCCAUACUUCUGGAAAUCGUAUCUGCAUGCAGCAAGAUUGGCGAUAAUUCAUCUUUGUUGCUAUAGUAUCCCCCUCUGUUCAUAGGAUUUGUUCAUUUGCAAUGUUAUAUUGUACGUACUAGAAUACAGAAAAAUCUCGAGCUGCAUUCUAAAUAUAUAGGGUCUACAUGGCCUGCGAUCUACAUUUUGCAUUCGUAAAUUAUGCUGGCUAAUACGGACACUUCAUUUAUCCAUACAAAAAUUCGUCCAUGGAUGGUCACAACCAUCACUGCCUAUAAGUUAGAUAAAUUAUUAUUUCUACAUAGAGUGGUGCUGGACUACCGGGCAAUGGAGGAUGACCUUUGAGCCUCAUGUGAUCUUGGGCAUUGUUUCGAUAUUCUGACUUGACCUGGAUUUCUAAACAAUGAUUUUUUACUUUAAAUUAGAUUAGGUACUCAAUUACAUUUUGCUUUCUUAGUAUUGUUAGAACCUUAAAUUGGACUGCCUUGGUAUUUAGCUUUAAACGGCAAGUGCAUAUUAACAAACUAGACCUACCUGUCUGCCAUCCAUGCAUGUAAGUGCCCUUUUUUCCUUUCUUUUUUAUUUUUAUUCUGCCUACAACAAAGCUGACCAUGCACUGUCGGGUCCCUUUCCCAUUUCUGAUGCUUAGUUCAUAGACUGCCUUAAUAACUCAAUUGUGCAUCUGCUAAGUGUUCUUUCUUGACUCUUUGCCAUUAAUGAUACACAAUACUAAUGGAGGCAUGAUUGAUAUGUUGAUUCAUUCGUACAAUGCUACCAGGGUUACAUUUUUUUGGACAAGGAGAGGCGCCCAGGCCACCAAUUCUGUUUCAGCUCAAGCACAAUAUACAGAGUGAAUUACAUAGGCUGUAAUUUUUUUGAAUUUAUAGCAGCACAAAUAAGGCAUUGGCUACUACUGUGUGUUCAACAAUUGUAUCUAAAGAUAGGCUUCAAAUUAUUGCGUUUGAGAGCUUGAUGUGCAUAGUCAUGACCAACCCAACUAAGGUCUCUUUAAAUAUUGCAGCCUGUAGUUG